AUGCAUUUUGGCACGUUAGGUGCAUUAUUGUGGUGUUUUAAGAUUGAAAUCUUCUGUGGAAGGAUUAAAUUGUCAACGGCCUCAAUUAGAGGGUCCGAGUAUACGGUACGAGUAUACGAUCUAAGCUACGAGCUGCAGAGAGAGGUCGUCUCACGAGGUAGAAGACCAAGCGGUAGAGGCCCACGACGCGGAGGACGCGGACGCCAGAGUUAUAAUAAUCAACGAAUUGAAGAUCACAGAGCCACACAAUCGUUAAUCACAUUAAAUGACUUAUCUGAAGAUCUGAAGAAGAAACUCUUUCCAGGCGUAAAAGAUGGGCAUUCAGCAAUGGAACGGCUUGAGGCCGUCCAAACAUUUAAAGCCAUUACCUUAUGCAUAACGACUCGAGGUCUAGGAUUUGGGAUAAUGAGUAUAUUCCGAGCCUUAAGAGAGUUCCACAACACCCCAGAAGUAGGUGACGUUUAUCAAUUUUACAGAGUCAGUUUAGCUGUAACUCAAACGAAAGUCGCGUUAGCUCAGCGCGGAAUAGUCGCCAUUAUGGAUAAUGAGAGAGACUAUCGUGAAAUAAAUAUUGAAGAGAAUAUUCUUUCGGUUGUUAAAGGAAUGAUCGUGGUACCCGAUCAGAUUUCAACCAUUGUUAAUUCAAUCGGGAAAGUCAAAGUCGGAGAUAGACUAUACGUCCCAAAAAUAGGCAAAGAUAAUUUUACAAGAGAAAACCUGUUUAUACCACAAGCCGAACAAGUGGUAUUUGAUAACUUGCGCCAAGUUGUCACUAGUCUAGCCAAUGUGAACACACCAGCCGCGUAUCGAAGACGAUUUUAUAGAUGCAAUCCAAUACCAGUUAGAUACAGUACCAUCGAAAAAACUGUCCUUGAAUUCGAUCAAAUUGUGCAAGAAAUUGUUAUUUUGAAACAGGAAAUGAAUCCUGAGGCCGAAGUGGAUUAUUUUACUAUUUCAGAUGCGUUUCAUGAAAUUCAGUCCAAUAUUGAAUAUUUAGCGGCAAUAUUAUUGAAAAAACCUGUAGGUCAUUCACAAUUUCAAAAUAAUAGUAGUGGCGAUACACAUAUAAAAAUGCCUAAAAUUGAACUCGUUAAAUUUGAUGGAGAAGAUUUAUCCUUAUGGCCUAUUUUUUAUGAAAAUUUUAAGCAAUUCGUGCAUAGUAAAACAGAAUUUUCAAAAGCUGAUAAAUUACAAUAUUUAUUGGGCUCCCUGUCAGGAAAGGCAUUAAAAACUUGUAGUUCAAUAGAAUCGGUCCCAGAUAAUUAUGAUAUUAUUUGGAAAUUGUUAAAUGAUAGAUAUAACGAUAAAAAAUAUUUGUUUAAUUUGUAUAUGGAUAGACUUUUGAAUUUCCGUUGUUCAUCAACAACUAUUGCAUCAAAUUUAGAAUUUUUCUUAGAAAAGUUUGAUACCAAUAUUUCUGCAAUUAAACGAUUAAAACUUGACAAUUUAGAAGAUCACAUUUUAACUUAUUUAGCUAUGUCAAAAUUGCCUCAAGAGAUCAUUAAUGAUUUUGAUUUGAUUAGAGAUAACGAUGAGUUGCCUUCUUAUGAGGAUCUUUUAAAGUUUUUACGCCAUCGAUAUAAAUCGUUUAACAAAAAUGAAAAGGUUAGAUAUGUCAAAACAAAUAAUUUUAGUGUAUCCAAACCUGCAAAGUCAUUUCAUUUUCAUGAGAAGAAUGACAAUCAUGUUUCCUCUUCUUGUGUUGUGUGCAAUAAAGGACAGCACUUAAUUAAAGAUUGUAAAUAUUUUUUAACUCUAUCAUUUGAAUCUCGUUUUAAAUUGAUAAAAGAGAAACAAUUAUGUCUUAACUGUUUUUCAUCCAAACAUCGAGUCUUGAAUUGUCCAUCCAAAUUUUGUUGUUUAAAAUGUAAAUCUAAACAUCAUACUUUGUUGCAUAAGUCCAAUUACGAAGCACCGGAUAAUGUCAGCGCUCAGAGUGCUAGCCAAAUAGUUGUCCCUAGUUCUAGCCAAAGAUCGUCCUCGAGUUCGUUAGAAAAUACGCAACCGAUUCUGCAUGUAUUUUAUCCAAAUAGUAAGAGUCUAAACCCCUCGAAAGUAUUUUCUGUUAGUCUCUUUGGAACAAUAGUUGUUAAUGUUGUAGAUAAUUGGGGCCACGCACAAAAAAUUAGAUUUUUAUUAGAUAGUGGUUCUUCUGCAAAUUUAAUAACCCGUGAAUGUGUCAGAAAAUUAGGUUUGUCAUAUUCCAAAUUGAAGUUGAACGUCUCAGGAGUAGGCGGUUCCGAAACCCCUAUUCUAGGAAAAGCCCAUUUAGUCAUAUUUCCACAUUUUGAAUCAAAAAUAAGUUAUCCCAUAGAAGUUUUGCUAGUAGAAAUGAAUAAACGAUAUACUAUUAAAAUAUUUCUUAUCUGUAUUUUCCUUUUCGUAUUCGUCUGGACGUGGUCAUACAAUGGGACAAGCUGUAUACUAGAAAAGCAGAAAUUCCAGAGGUCUGGUGAGGAUAUAACGGCGAUGAUGAACUCCAAUUCAAAUAGUGUGACUGGCCAAAAAAUUCUAACAAUGACGUAUUCUGGUGAACCUGUGAAGACGACGUGA
Psylliodes chrysocephalus is the source of this 2553-nucleotide messenger RNA. The record is from the annotation of a GenBank genome assembly. Lineage: Eukaryota; Metazoa; Arthropoda; Insecta; Coleoptera; Chrysomelidae.